Molecule: messenger RNA, 1242 nt
Organism: Penicillium longicatenatum
Lineage: Eukaryota; Fungi; Ascomycota; Eurotiomycetes; Eurotiales; Aspergillaceae
Product: queuosine 5'-phosphate N-glycosylase/hydrolase
Exons: 4
Coding region: 1-1242 (413 amino acids)
Source: RefSeq, a predicted model, not a curated record
AUGCCUUCGCUGGAACCAAUUCAACCCAGAACUCAGCCGAUCGAUUCAGGGUCCGAGGACGAAGCGGAUCCUGAACUGGUGGAGCUGCUUCGCCAGCAUUACGGGCUGAGCGGUAAGUCAAAUAAAGGUGCUCCGCCAGAGACAAAAGUGUUGGAGAAUGCUCAGUAUGUCUUUGACAAUGCCAUUGAUGUCGCCCUCAGCUUGACCCACACCAAAGAUGCGGCCGAGACAAUAUGGCGUAUGAUGCAGAAGAAAGAAUACUGUACCCAGACCUGGUCAGAGCACGAGCUUCAUCCGCAGACUAAAGAUGAGAGUACUGUGGAUUUCAUCUUCACGAUGGAUCUGUUGAAUUUCAGUUUUUGGUCAGAGCACAAAGAUGAGGAGCGCUUUGCGAUCGAGUAUCGUGGGCAGAAGUGGACUGGAUAUUGGAGUUUGGUUGCGGCUCUUCAAAGAGCCAUCGAUGAAGGCAUUCCUAUCACCACCCCCGAUUUCUGGGUGAACGAGUUAGAAUGUACAGAGGAGAUCCUUCGACAUGUCUUCCGGUCUGCUACAGACGAGGAGAUCCCUCUAUUCCACGAGCGAGUACAAUGCUUGCGCGAGGCUGGUGAAGUCCUGUGUAACGAAUUUGGAGGCAGCUUUGCAAACUGCAUUGAUAGUGCCAACUUCUCUGCCGCAGGCCUUGUCAACUUGCUCACGGAGAGCUUCGACUGUUUCCGCGAUGAGACAGUCUUCCACGGCAAACGGGUGCGACUGUAUAAGCGAGCCCAGAUCCUGGUCGCGGAUCUUUGGGCCUGCUUCAAUGGCGAGGACUUUGGAGAGUUCCAUGACAUUGACAAGAUUACAAUGUUUGCAGACUAUCGUAUCCCACAGAUGCUACACCAACUUGGGUGUCUCCGCUACUCUCCCCCACUGGAAAACCAUAUCCGUAGUCUAAAGCCGUUGACGCCAGGCUCGACUUGGGAAGUCGAGCUUCGUGGAACCAGUAUUUGGUGUGUGGAGCUGAUUAAGCGUGAGAUUGAGAAGCGGCACCCGGAGGUCAAGACCGCUGGCAAGUCUGUUAAGACUGGCGACAUUGAGAAUGAAGACUCUGAAGAGCCCACUGAAAACGCUGAGAAGCCACACAAAACCUACGGGAUCAAUGCGAUCCUCAUUGAUUUCUUUCUAUACGAUACAAUGAAGACUUUGGAAGCGGAGCACAACGAGGGUAUUCCCCACCAUCGGACACGGAGCAUUUGGUACUAA